CUCCGCGUCUGCGCAGACGAGGCGUCGGAGGCUGAACCGCGGAGCUGGGAGGUUCUCGGGCCGCCGCGUCCCCGCCCCCGCUGCUUCGGGCCGCCGCUGGCUCGGAGCAGGCUCCGGGCCCGUCCUCCCUCUGGCCGAGGAAGGGGCGGCGCUGGCGGCGGCCGCGAUGCACCCGAAGCUGCUGAAGAACGCGCACUACAUCGAGCUGGGCAGCUACCAGUACUGGCCUGUGCUAGUGCCGCGGGGCAUCCGCCUCUAUACUUACGAACAGAUCCCCGUGUCCCUCAAGGACAACCCCUACAUCACGGACGGCUACCGGGCCUACCUGCCCUCGCGCCUCUGCCUCAAGAGUUUGUUUAUUUUAUCCAAUGAGACAGUAAACAUCUGGAGUCAUUUGCUGGGCUUCUUCCUCUUCUUCACACUGGGUAUAUAUGACAUGACUUCUGUAUUACCUUCAGCAAGAGCUUCUCGAGAAGACUUUGUAAUUUGUUCUAUUUGUCUUUUCUGCUUUCAGGUUUUUCAGGAAAUGCUGAUGUGGUUUCUAAAUGUUAAUAAUUUGUUGAGGGUCUGUAUGCUUUGUUCUGUAGGUUAUCACCUUUUCUCUUGUCAUCGCUCAGAAAAAACCUGUCGGCGAUGGAUGGCAUUAGAUUAUGCAGGAAUCUCUGUUGGCAUACUUGGUUGCUAUGUGUCAGGAGUAUUUUAUGCAUUUUAUUGUAAUAAUUACUGGCGUCAAGUCUAUCUUAUUAUGGUGCUUGCUAUGAUCCUCACCGUCUUCUUUGCUCAGAUUCAUCCCAGUUACCUCACUCAACAGUGGCACAGACUUCGUUCCAUUAUCUUUUGUUCGGUGUCUGGGUAUGGAGUGAUUCCUACUAUUCACUGGGUCUGGCUUAAUGGAGGGGUCGGCGCACCUAUUGUACAGGAGUUCGCACCUCGUGUAAUUGUGAUGUAUGUGAUUGCUCUCGUUGCUUUCCUCUUCUACAUUUCCAAAGUUCCAGAAAGAUACUUUCCAGGACAGCUAAACUACCUCGGUUCUAGCCAUCAGAUAUGGCAUAUACUAGCAGUGAUCAUGUUGUAUUGGUGGCAUCAGUCAACAGUGACUGUUAUGCAGUACAGACACAGCAAGCCUUGUCCUGACUAUAUUCCACAUUUGUGAAUGCAGCUGCCUCACUAGCAGUCAAAGGUUCCGGAAGAGAUGAAGGAAGAGAAGAAUUCUUAAAGGAAAGAAAAG
Molecule: messenger RNA, 1228 nt
Organism: Gracilinanus agilis (Agile Gracile Mouse Opossum)
Lineage: Eukaryota; Metazoa; Chordata; Mammalia; Didelphimorphia; Didelphidae
Gene: PAQR3
Product: progestin and adipoQ receptor family member 3
Exons: 8
Coding region: 167-1153 (328 amino acids)
Cellular component (GO): membrane
Molecular function (GO): signaling receptor activity
Source: RefSeq, a predicted model, not a curated record